GGUCUACAAGGAUUCCUGAUUUUUCAUAGCUUUGGUGGGGGGACGGGCUCUGGCUUUACCUCCUUGCUGAUGGAACGCCUGUCCGUGGACUAUGGCAAGAAGUCCAAGCUGGAGUUUGCCAUCUAUCCAGCUCCGCAGGUUUCCACGGCCGUGGUGGAGCCCUACAACUCUAUCCUGACCACCCACACCACCCUGGAGCAUUCUGACUGUGCCUUCAUGGUGGACAACGAGGCCAUCUAUGACAUCUGCCGUCGCAACCUGGAUAUCGAGCGCCCCACCUACACCAACCUGAACCGUCUCAUCAGCCAGAUCGUCUCCUCCAUCACCGCGUCCCUGCGCUUCGACGGUGCCCUCAACGUGGACCUGACCGAGUUCCAGACCAACCUGGU
Messenger RNA from Gekko japonicus, 389 nucleotides. RefSeq names its product tubulin alpha-4 chain-like. The transcript has a single exon. The annotation marks the transcript as partial. NCBI's taxonomy places the organism in Eukaryota, Metazoa, Chordata, Lepidosauria, Squamata, Gekkonidae. Gene Ontology annotation, cellular component: cytoplasm; microtubule. Gene Ontology annotation, molecular function: GTP binding; structural constituent of cytoskeleton. The record is from RefSeq and is a predicted model, not a curated record. Gene Ontology annotation, biological process: mitotic cell cycle; microtubule cytoskeleton organization.